CGCAGCAUUAAUUGCUCGUCACCAAAUUCUCCGCCGUCCGGUGAGCUGUCUCAGAUCAAUCUUCGCCGGAAUGCCGUCUCCCAUCAACGCAUGACCUCCGUCUCCCUUUCCCUUUUAUACCCAUAUUUACAGCUUUCUCUCGUAAACAUGAUUCUCGUGUCUUGCUAGAAACCUUUUCCUUUCCUCCAAUUUUGAGUUCGGGUUUGUGGCAAAGAGAGGAGAAGAUUGAUUAAUCUUCCCCCAUUUCAAACGUGAAUUAAAAAGAGGGUGGUGAGUUGGUCAGCUUUCAUUUCUGGCCUGUCACAAGUGAGAGUCCAAGUGAAUUAAUUUCUGCCGUUGAUUCAGCGAUAUCCUUAGUUCCCGGCGAUGUCUCUGACGGACCGGCCGCCUCCCACGUCGUCUUCAUCGUCAGCCUUGGUGUUAUCGGCUUCCAGAGAGGUGGAUCCGCUGUUGAAGGAUCUGAGUGAGAAGAAGCAGAGUUUCCGGCGGAGCGUGGUGUCACUGGCGGCGGAGCUAAAGGAGGUGCGUGGCCGCCUUGCGUCUCAAGCACAGAGCUUUGCUCGCGAAACCCUAACACGACAGGAAGCAGAAAGCAGGGCGAAGAAAAUGGAAGAAGAAAUAAACAUAUUGCAAAAGAAUUUAGAGCAGAAAAAUUGGCAGAUUCAAGCUUCCACUUCCACUGCUGAGAAGUAUCUGAGAGAGGUGGAAGAUCUCAGAUGUAAACUUUCAGCCACACAAGCAACUGCAGAUGCAAGUGCAGAAACAGCACAAGCUGUGCAAAUUCAGUGUUUGGCACUCAUCAAGGAGUUGAAUGAGAAAAGCAAUUCAUUGAAGGAACAUGAAGAUUGCAUAAGUAAACUUAAGGAGCAAUUAAGUCUGUUGCAAAAAGAUCUUCAAGCACGGGCAUCUUCCCAAAUGCAACUGAAACAUCAGGUUUUGAGGAUCGAAAAUGAUAUCAGGCAGGCAUUCGCCAAAGAACUUGAUGAGGAGGUUUCACCAAUUCGCUUUAAGAAGAUCGUAGAGCUUUUGAGUGUUAAAGAUCAGGAGAUAGCAAAGAUGAGAGAUGAUAUCAAGACCAUGUCUGCUCAUUGGGAGCUAAAAACAAAGGAGUUGGAGUCCCAGUUAGAAAAGCGCCAAAGAGCAGAUCAACAGUUGAAGAAGAGGGUCUCAAAGCUGGAAUUCUGUGUCCAAGAGGCUCGUGCUAAGCUUCGGAUGAUGGGAGAACGACAAGAUGAAGCCCUUAAGGAAAUCAGAGACAAACUAGCGAGUAAACAAAAUGGAACUUCAAGCAAUGAGAAUCCAAAUUUCUGGGAAAAAUCGGGUUUCAAGAUUGUGGUCUCAAUGUCGAUGUUGGUUUUGGUACUCUUCACUAAGCGAUAGUUGGCCUUCUUGUGUUCAUGUGUAAAUGACGUUUGCUCAAAUGCUGCAUGUAGCUAGAAAGUUACACUUGAGGGCACUGAUUAGGUCUGUGCAGGAGCAAUAUUGUAUAAAGCGCUAAGCUUGUAGGUAUGUAUAUCAGAGAUAAUUUAGUCCUCAGCAAGAUUUAAUUUGGAUUAGAUAGUUGUUGUAAUGACAGCGAUUAGUGACGAGGAAUUUAUUAGAUGAGGUUCUUGAAUCUUCAUCUACAGCUUUACAAUUGUUAACAUUCAGAACUGUUGCUAUUAUUAGAGUAUAUCAUAGGGUGACUGAUG
Molecule: messenger RNA, 1691 nt
Organism: Cuscuta europaea
Lineage: Eukaryota; Viridiplantae; Streptophyta; Magnoliopsida; Solanales; Convolvulaceae
Source: the annotation of a GenBank genome assembly